Molecule: messenger RNA, 4727 nt
Organism: Ictalurus punctatus (channel catfish)
Lineage: Eukaryota; Metazoa; Chordata; Actinopteri; Siluriformes; Ictaluridae
Gene: ush1ga
Product: Usher syndrome 1Ga (autosomal recessive)
Exons: 4
Coding region: 2165-3586 (473 amino acids)
Biological process (GO): sensory perception of light stimulus; equilibrioception; sensory perception of sound
Molecular function (GO): protein binding
Source: RefSeq, a predicted model, not a curated record
CAAAAGGUUAAACAAUAAAGACAGUUUUUCACAGCCUUCUUUGCUCAUAUUUACCAUGGGUGCCAAUAUUAGUGAACCCUGUAUAAGCCAUUAAAAUAGCAGACUUUAAUUAACAUUGCACUACCAAAUGUACAUCAUAUACAUCAACUAGGUAAUACAUCUCACUUCACAAGCUUGAUUAAUUAAAUCACAGAAGAAAAGAAAUCAAAUGCAUCGCUGCUAAUUUAUUGAAAUGUUACGUUAAACACUUUAAGAUAUACAUUGUUUGUAUUGUAUUCACCAUUCUGAAUUCAAUACAUUUGACUUAAAAUGGUUUAUAACACUUUGUUUAACAUUGAAAAAAUAUAUUUGCAUACAUACUUGUAUCCUGUUCUUACCUGGAGCAGUGCCUGCUGGAGAGCCUCUGAUAAUGAGGACAUUGCCAUGGUCAUUGUUUAUAUAUAUACAAACAGUAUCAAAAAGAUUUACAGUCUCAUAGACAUGAAGGGACACUGUAAUAAAUAAAGAUGAAAAAUGUCAAGCAUACUGUCAUACAUAACCAUAUACCAUAUCCAAUAAGAAUGAGAUUUUUAUGGGAUAAUGACUGGAAGUGUAACUAUAAUUAUACCUGUAGACAGCCAACACAGAGGAACAUUAGAUUUCUGGUUCAUGUUAGGUAAAAAAAAAAAAAAAAAGAAUAAUCCCCAACCAUGCCUGAUGCCAGAGUAUGUCAUUCAGCACAUUUUUGUCUUUUUGUGGAACUGGUGAGUAUGAGUAUAUUUUCCUUAGAUGUCUGUUAUGAUUACUCUCCAUUCAUUUUCUGUACCACUUAUCCUACACAGGGUCACGGGGAGCCUAGAGCCUAAACCAGUGAACUUGGAGCACAAGGCAGGGAACAGCCUGGACACAUUAGAGAUGCCAAUCAGCCUACAACGCAUGUCUUUGUACUGGGGGAGAAAGCCCCCAAAGCACAGGGAGAACAUGCAAACUCCACACACAGAGGGCGAAGGUAGGAAUCGAACCCCCAACCCCAGAGGUGCAAGGCAAACAUGCAUAAAGCCAGUGUUAUUGCUAAUUAUACCACAGUGUUGAAUUCUUGAACCCGGUUGGUCCAAUGGUAUUGAUUAAUUUUCAAUAACAGCAGCACGGGCUAUAAUUAAAAUAACGUGUAUAUUAAUGCUCUUAUUUUAACACAUUAUCACAUCUAUUCUAAAAGGUCAUUCAAAGGGCCUCUUCAUAAUCUAAGGCUAAUACAGAUUUAAUAAACAGAUUUUUUGUUUAAUGUUGUUAAUUAACUAAGAAAAAAGUAUUAUCACUGACAUGGUAAAGUUUACUUUAAGAUUAUGUUUAUUUAACAUUUAUGGAAGGAGUCGCCCCUAUCAGUGCUUUGUAACAGUCAGGGAUAAAGCUGUAACUUUACAAUUUUCCACCACUAGAUCUGUAGUCUUUAGGAAGAAAGACUUUGCACUUUUUGGUUGCUCGGGUCACAGGACAAACUGUGUUUUUGUCUUAUUACUUCAAGAGAGAGAUUAAGGUGGUUCUCUCCUGCGGUGAGGGAAAACUGAAAACCUUCUCCAACCAAAAUCUAACACCUGUUUUAGUUGAUCAAGAACUUCUUAAAGCAAGGAUUUGAUGUUCAAGUGAGAACGAUUAUGGUUGGAUCUGAAGUCUUCAGGAAGGUAGAUCUCCAGGAACAGGGUUGGUGACCACUGCUGUAGGAGUAUGUAGUCACAGACAAGCAGACUGAGGAAGAGUUUUACCUGUAGGCUGUUAGGUUCUUAUUAGGUUCAUUUCCAUUCUCUGUGUCACUGAGUCAGUUCACAUAGCCUACUCUUUCCACUGUGUGGUCACUUUACACUUUAGUACAGUGCAAGACGCAUAUGUUGUGUUAUUCUCAGUUUGUGCCUACAAAUUGCAUGAUCAUUUCAACGUUAAUAACGUCGGGGGAAACACAGAAAAGCAGUGAUAGAAUGUCGAUGAUCCACGCUGACAUGGAGACCACGACGGUGCUCAGGCCACGCCCCCAGGCGCGAGUGAGUCUACGGUGUCCGUGGAAACCGUCGCGAGGGUUCACCGGCCGCUCUGUAGAAACGGCCUUAUCGAAAGACGCCUGCUGUCCAAGCGCCGAUGACGAAGACUGGGAGUAAAACCUCAAGCGUAAUGGAGGCCGAAGUUCGAAAGCAACAUGAAUGACAAGUACCACAGGGCAGCGCGAGAUGGCUACCUGGACCUGCUGAAAGAGGCCACGCGGAAGGACCUGAACGCGCCAGAUGAAGAUGGCAUGACACCGACGCUCUGGGCCGCGUACCACGGCAACCUGGACGCGCUCAGACUCAUUGUGGCGAGAGGAGGGAAUCCUGACAAGUGUGACAUAUGGGGGAACACACCACUCCACCUGGCUGCUUCCAAUGGCCAUCUCAACUGCCUAUCCUUCCUGGUGUCCUUUGGUGCAAACACAUGGUGUCUAGACAAUGACUACCACACGCCUCUGGACAUGGCUGCCACCAAGAGCCACAUGGACUGUGUACGAUACCUGGACUCCAUAGCUGCCAAGCAGACAGCUCUUAAUCCCAAGAUGGUGGCGAAGAUGAAAGACAGAGCCUUCCGUGAUGCCGAACGUCGCAUCAAAGACUGUGUCAAGAUGCAGCGCAAGCACCACCGCCGCAUGGAGCGCAAGUUCCAGAAAGAAGCCACAGAUGCUUCGUUUUCUGAUGCCAUGAGCUUCUCCAGCUACACCAGCAGCACUUUUAGCCGCAAACUGCACCCCUUCAACACUGCCACCAGUGUGCCAUACUCACAGGCUACUCUCCAUGCCACAGCCAGAGGCAAAACCAAAAUCCAGAAGAAGUUGGAAAAAAAGAAGCAGGGUGAUGGGACCUUCAAGAUCUAUGAGGAUGGAAGGAAGAGUGUGCGCUCUCUUUCUGGGCUACAGCUGGGUAAUGAUGUCAUGUUCCUAAAGCAGGGUACCUACGUAACCUCAAAAGACCGUGGUCGGCGAAACAUCCGUGAUAUGUUCCCACGGGACAAUGAAGAUGCCAUCUCACGUGCCAUUAGCGAGCCAGACCUGCAUGGAGCAGACAUGGACCACUCAGAGAUCAGCACUGACUCGGGCCAUGACUCACUUUUCAACCGGCCUGGCCUGGGUACCAUGGUCUUCCGGAGGAACUAUGUGAGUGGGGGACUCUUUGGCAUAGGCUCUCGUGAUGAGGGCAGCAUGGCCAGCAUUGGGAGGGCACCAAAUGUCCGUCUACGCAGUCGUCUUCAGCGAUCCCCCAGUGUAGAUGAGGAUAGUAUCGGCAGUGCUCGAAGCCUUCAGGCAAGGAACAUGGAGGAGCUUCCCUGGGAUGAGGUGGAAAUAGGACUGGAUGAUGACGAUGAGCCAGAGAGUAGUCCACUUGAGGUAUUCCUGGCUGCCCAUUGCAUGAAUGAGUUCAUCUCUAUCUUUAAACGAGAGAAGAUUGACCUGGAUGCGCUGCUGCUGUGCUCUGACAAUGACCUCAAAAGCAUCCACAUUCCUUUGGGACCCCGUAAAAAAAUCAUUGAGGCAUGCAAGAGACGCCUGGACACCAUUGAUGAUCCCGACAGCAUAGAAGACACACAGUUAUAGCACAAAUGUUACUCUGUGAUUUUGGCCAUACCGAUGGUACAUCUCGAUUCAUGUGCAACAGGACAGAAAGGCACUCACACUGAAAGGAAGUGUAACUCUUCAGUGGAUUUCAAACAAACAAUGGUACAUGUCACGUUACCAUAGGAAUACAUUUUGAACAUCAGACUGACAAUAGUACCUCCUUUACUGGCACAUACAAGGAAGUAUGCAUGCCAGCAGUAACAACUGAAUAAAACUGAGGUUCCAUGAUUGCCAUACAUAACAGUAAAUACCCUGCUGACAACCCUGAUGAAGUCAGACCCAAUCAGCAUUAUUCUCAUGAUGUGUCUGCCCCUGUGGGGCACGAGUCUUAGUGCCUGUGCUUCCAGUGCAUGCACAUAUCUCUGUAAAUUGUAAUUUUAGGCAUGAUGUACUGUAUUAUGAGAUAUUUUUAUGACACAAACUUAUAUAAAUUAUGCUGAAUAUGGAGCAUGCAUAGGCAGAUUUGAAAAGCUUGUGUUUCAAAUCCAGGAACUUUUUACACACUUGCUCUAUGAUGUCAAACACAGAUUAUAGGUCGCCAAUAUACCUGGCAGCAAAUGUGGGAACACUGUCUUUAGAUGUCAAUGAAUGCCUGUAUUGUGAACUUUUUGGCCUCCAUUAGUUUGUUUACAUUUGUCAAGCCAUACUUCUGUUAAAGACUUGGGGCAUACAGUAAAUACAGUAAAUCUUACUAUUGUUGAUUUCUGUUUUUUGUUGGGUUUUUUUUUUUUUUUGCACUCAUGCCAUAUUACUACAGAGAAAUUUCCUUUCAACAUACUAUUAAUCUCACAUAAACCUAUGAAUAUUUGAUAUACAGUACAUGUACAGAUUUCAGUGCAUUCCAACCCAAAUAUUAUGUGCUCUUGUACAUAACUUGCUUUCAUGUGUUUUAUAUAAUUCCAUAAAAUCUAGUAAAAAAAAAAAGAAGAAGAAAAAAAAAGAAGAUGCAAGCUAUCACUGAAAAUCCAUCAAAUUUUAUAUUAUGUUUAUGGGCAUAUUUGAAGACAAUAAACUUGUAAUGUGCCUGUAUCAGUGAACUGUAGAUCAUUCACAAAACACUGAGGUUUUAUAUGUGAUAAAAUAACAAAGCAUAAUGGAAUAAACACUCUAAACAUUGAAA